This is a messenger RNA of Spodoptera litura, 3971 nucleotides long. RefSeq names its product ATP-dependent RNA helicase pea (gene pea). Gene Ontology annotation, biological process: spliceosomal complex disassembly; mRNA splicing, via spliceosome. The record is from RefSeq and is a predicted model, not a curated record. Gene Ontology annotation, molecular function: RNA helicase activity; RNA binding; ATP binding. NCBI's taxonomy places the organism in Eukaryota, Metazoa, Arthropoda, Insecta, Lepidoptera, Noctuidae. Gene Ontology annotation, cellular component: intracellular anatomical structure; catalytic step 2 spliceosome.
AUUUUGGCAUUUAGUAAAAGUCAACUGGACAACUGGUGAUUCUGGUGUCUUGUUUUUGUGAAAUGGUGAAUAUUUUUUAUGUGUAUUUCUUAUAAAAUCAAAUCAAAAUGGAUGAAGUUGCUAAAUUAGAGCAUCUUUCACUUGUGUCAAAAGUGUGUACUGAGCUGGACAAUCAUUUAGGAUUAAAUGACAAAGACUUAGCUGAGUUCAUAAUAGACAUAGCUGAUAAAAACCCAGCAUUUGAUGGUUUCAAGAAAGCUUUGAUUGAAAAUGGAGCUGAAUUCUCAGAUUCAUUUAUGACCAACUUGCUGCGAAUCAUACAGCAUAUGAAACCCAUAAACAAUGCUACACAAAAAACCGCACCACAGGAGAAUGCAAACCCAUUGGCUAAUAAGUUUCCAGGACUUGCAAUACCUAAUGAAAAACCUCCCAAAUUCUCAUCCGAUGAAGAAAGUGAAGAAGAGGAUGAAGAUAAGAAGGACAAAAGACUGACUGCAAAGGAUAUAUUUCUAGAAGAGUCAAAAACUAAGAUAAAUGACGCUGUGGUAGAUCAAGCCAUGGCUGAGCUAGAGGCUCUGGCACCUUCACAAUCAACUUCUGUAAAGGAACCGCUAAAAAAAGAAAUCACUAAAGAUGAAGUAAAAAAACGUGAAAGAAGUCGCAGCAGAGAUAGGAAAGAAACCAGUAGAAAAAGGGAGAGAUCUAGAGAGAGAGAUAGGGAUAGAAAAAGUAGGCGUAGUAGAAGUAGAGACAGAAGAAGCCAUAGUAGAGACCGUAGGAGUAGAAGUAGAGAUAGAGAUAGGAGGAGAAGAUCUAGGAGCCGUCCUACUUCCAGUCGUCACAGGUCAAGGGAUAGGCAUAGGAGAUCCAAAUCUCGAGGAAGGACAUCCCCAUUAAGAGGAAGAAAUUCUCCAUCAAGAGGAAGAAAUUCUCCAUCAAGAAGUAGAAGGUCACCAUCAAGAGAAAGAGAACAUAAAUACAAUGAUUAUGGCAAGAAACCGAGGAAGAGGAGUCCAGAAGUUGAAAUGAGUGAUGAUCCUGAACCUGGGAAAAUUUAUAAUGGCAGAGUAGCAAACAUUGUGCCAUUUGGUUGUUUUGUACAAAUUGAGGGAGUGAGGAAGCGGUGGGAGGGCCUGGUGCACAUCUCUCAGCUGCGGUCAGAAGGACGCGUCACCAAUGUGUCUGAUGUCGUCAAUAGAGGGGAUAAAGUCAAGGUGAAAGUGCUCUCAGUAACUGGACAGAAGGUGUCUCUUACUAUGAAGGACGUGUGCCAAGACACUGGCAAAGAUCUGAACCCGACGUCACAUGCUCAUCUAGAGGCUGAACGCGAAGGUCGUAACCCCGACCGUCCUCCUCCAAACGCCACCGUGUUGGCAGGCCUGCAGGGUGGGCUCGAUCCAGACGAGGACUCCAGCAGGAAGAGGGUGACCAGAAUCUCCAGUCCUGAGAGGUGGGAGAUCAAACAGAUGAUAUCAUCAGGAGUAAUAGAUAAGAGUGAGUUGCCAGACUUUGAUGAGGAGACAGGAUUGUUGCCCAAAGACGAAGAUGGUGAGGCUGACAUAGAAAUAGAGCUGGUAGAAGAAGAGCCACCGUUCCUGCAAGGUCAUGGCCGCGCACUGCACGACCUGUCUCCAGUCAGGAUUGUCAAGAACCCUGACGGAUCUCUUGCUCAAGCUGCCAUGAUGCAGUCAGCUCUCUCCAAAGAAAGAAGAGAACAGAAGAUGUUGCAGAGGGAACAAGAGAUGGAGAGCCUCCCCAUGGGUCUCAACAAGAACUGGAUAGAUCCCCUCCCAGAGAGCGACGGUAGAGCUCUAGCUGCUAACAUGAGAGGGACUGGCAUAACUCCUCAGGAUCUGCCUGAAUGGAAGAAGCAUGUGAUCGGUGGCAAAAAGUCGUCAUUUGGCAAGAAAACUAAUUUGUCAUUGUUGGAGCAGAGGCAGUCACUGCCUAUUUAUAAGCUGAGGGAUGAAUUGACGAAGGCUGUAGCCGACAACCAAAUCCUGAUAGUUAUCGGAGAGACAGGGUCGGGUAAGACGACACAGAUCACCCAGUACCUGGCGGAGUGUGGCCUGACGGCGCGCGGUAAGAUAGCGUGCACCCAGCCCAGGAGAGUGGCCGCCAUGUCCGUCGCCAAGCGAGUCGCUGAGGAGUUCGGGUGCCGGCUCGGACAGGAAGUCGGGUACACCAUCCGUUUCGAAGACUGCACCAGCCCUGAGACUGUUAUCAAAUACAUGACAGACGGUAUGUUACUCCGCGAGUGUCUCAUGGACCUCGACUUGAAGAGCUACUCAGUGAUCAUGUUGGACGAGGCUCACGAGCGCACCAUACACACUGACGUCCUUUUCGGUCUACUCAAGCAGGCUGUCCAGAAACGACCAGAACUCAAGUUGAUUGUCACAUCCGCUACAUUAGACGCCGUCAAAUUCUCACAGUACUUCUUCGAAGCUCCUAUUUUCACCAUCCCUGGUCGUACCUUCCCGGUAGAAGUUUUGUACACUAAGGAACCAGAAACGGAUUAUCUGGAUGCAUCCUUGAUCACUGUGAUGCAAAUUCAUUUAAGGGAACCUCCGGGAGAUAUCUUGCUCUUCUUGACUGGUCAGGAGGAGAUUGACACUGCUUGUGAGAUCUUAUACGAGAGAAUGAAGUCUCUAGGCCCUGAUGUGCCAGAACUCAUCAUCCUACCUGUAUAUUCAGCUCUGCCGUCUGAAAUGCAAACGCGUAUCUUCGAACCAGCACCUCCAGGUUCCAGAAAAGUCGUCAUAGCUACCAACAUUGCUGAAACUUCGUUGACUAUAGACGGAAUUUAUUACGUGGUCGACCCUGGCUUUGUGAAGCAAAAAGUUUAUAACUCGAAGACUGGUAUGGACUCCUUGGUGGUUACACCGAUUUCGCAGGCUGCAGCCAAGCAGAGAGCAGGUCGUGCGGGUCGUACAGGCCCGGGCAAGUGCUACCGGCUGUACACCGAGCGUGCGUACAGGGACGAGAUGUUGCCCACUCCAGUACCAGAGAUACAACGCACCAAUCUUGCUACCACUGUGUUGCAACUGAAGACGAUGGGUAUCAACGACCUCCUUCACUUCGACUUCAUGGACGCGCCUCCCGUCGAGUCUCUCAUCAUGGCGCUAGAACAGCUGCACUCCUUGUCCGCGCUCGAUUCUGAAGGAUUACUGACUAGGCUUGGGCGACGGAUGGCGGAAUUCCCGCUCGAACCCAAUCUGUCCAAAAUCUUGAUCAUGUCAGUAGCACUGCAGUGUUCGGAUGAGAUUCUAACAAUAGUGUCGAUGUUGAGCGUGCAGAAUGUGUUCUAUCGUCCCAAAGAUAAGCAAGCAUUAGCAGAUCAGAAGAAAGCCAAGUUCAACCAGCCGGAGGGAGACCACCUCACUUUACUGGCAGUCUACAAUAGCUGGAGAAACAACAAGUUCUCUAACGCAUGGUGCUAUGAGAACUUUGUACAGAUACGUACACUGAAACGUGCGCAGGACGUACGGAAACAAUUGUUAGGGAUUAUGGAUAGGCACAAGUUGGACGUGGUAUCGGCGGGAAAGAACACAGUUCGCAUCCAGAAAACGAUAUGUUCCGGUUUCUUCAGGAACGCGGCCAAGAAGGACCCACAGGAGGGCUAUAGAACUCUCGUCGACAGCCAAGUGGUCUACAUACAUCCCUCUAGUGCGCUCUUCAAUAGACAACCUGAAUGGGUUAUCUACCACGAGCUCGUACAAACAACAAAGGAGUACAUGCGUGAGGUGACUACCAUCGAUCCAAAAUGGCUGGUGGAGUUCGCACCGGCGUUCUUCAAGUUCUCCGACCCGACCAAACUGUCCAAGUUCAAGAAGAACCAGAGGCUAGAACCUCUUUACAAUAAAUACGAAGAACCAAACGCCUGGAGAAUAUCCAGGGUACGCAGGAGACGAAACUAAACUGCCACUUAUCAAUUAUUUUACUUCUAUUCUAAAUAAAUUAAUAAGGAAUGU